ACGGCUCCAAGACGCUCUGACCACCUGUUGGGGUUCUAUUUACUUUGCGGCCGCGGUGGCGUCCGAGUGCGCUGGCAGGGCUCCCCAAGUGCGACUCGCAGUCCGAGCGCCCUCCGGCCGGAGCGCCGCGGCGAGCGGAAGUCGGCCGCCAGAAAUAGUCGAGGACUCGCACUACGCCGCCGCGGAAAUUAGCUUUCGCCGCGACGAGAGCUUGGCAGCAGCGAGCGAGCGUUCAGUCAAGAUGCCUCAUCCGGUUAUGACGACUUGGUGCUCGGGCUCGCGUUUCUUACGUAAUUCUUGCAUCCGCGCUGAGUAGACUCGCCUGCGACUCGUUCGACGCCAUCCAGCGACGGAAAUGUGAAUUCGGUGGCUCCAGUGUGCAAGUGAAAUGUGUCUUCCGGUUUCCUACCACGUCUGACUACAGCUCCUAUCGAGUACAAAAGUUUAUGUAAUAUUCUAUAUAAUGCGGGAUGGCACUGCAUGGUUGGCGCCUUUAUGGAGUCGUGUUGAUAAUAUUUGCUUACAUAGUUGGAAUUUUGGUUCUGUCGGUGAUAAAUAUGCAAGGACCGCAGGUUACCUUCCCUAGAAGCGGCGUCCGAUUUGAAGAGAUAAACCGGCUGCGACGGCGAGACUUGAAUGGUUUGAACAAACGACAGCCGAUUCAAUGGUGUACUCCAUUGCAUUUUCUGAAUUUAAGUGAAGGACGAUCUAACGAUAAUCAUUCGAAGGGCGUGAAGGUUACAUCGAAAAUUAACGGCACCGACUCUAGUAACACUUCUUAUGAACUCGAAGAUCGUGGUAAGACCAGGACGUAUGGACUGACAGCGUUAGCUUCCUUCCCUGGGAGUGGAAAUACCUGGUUAAGGUAUCUCUUACAACAGUCUACAGGUAUAUUGACUGGCAGCAUCUAUAAGGAUUAUGGACUUUUGAAGAGUGGAUUUCCCGCAGAGAAUAUUUGUAAUAGAUCGGUUCUAGUGGUCAAAACACAUGAAUGGGGGCCCAAAACCUGGAUGCAGUUCGAGAAAGCAAUUCUGCUUGUUCGUGAUCCAGAUAAAGCUAUUUUAGCAGAGUUCAAUAGACAAAGCGGCGGUCACGUUGGAUUUGCAUCUCCAGAUCGUUACAAGCGCACAAAAGGACGAUACUGGCAGCAAUUUGUCGCCAACAAACUCACGGGGUGGGAAAAUAUGAAUUUGUCUUGGGCAAGGAAUUUCACCGGUCGCUUGAAAAUAAUCUACUAUGACGAUCUGGUAGCAGAUGUGGAAUCUGCUCUUAGGGAAAUUCUAAGCUUUCUCAAUUUUCCUAUAGACGAGGAACUCUUGUCGUGCGCACUUCUACACAAGGAAGGAAUCUAUAGAAGAAAAAAACGAAUUUUAUCGUUUGACCCCUAUAGUCCAAUUAUGCACAAAUAUAUCGAGCAAAAGAAGCAAAAGGUCUAUUCAGCGCUCGGUCGUCAUGUAUAGUACAAUAUCUGCCAGAUACUUUAGCGGAAAAAGUUAUGCAAUUCCAUGAAAAGUUCGCUUUCCUGGAAGUUUGCGUAGAAAAGUAGUCAUAGGUCAUUCGUAGGAAGAGCCUUUUUAUGAAGAGCAUGUGGACCUCGUUUCGUAAGACUAUAAAGAUGAUCAUGGCUGCCGGCCAACACGAUUGCAACUGAGCAGGAGUAAGCAGAUAGGGUUCCUCCUAUACCUUUCAUAGCUAGAAACGAGAACGCCAAUGAGUGCUAUCGUAAACAUACUUUUUUGUUAACCUUUGAUAAGGCAAUCAUUAGCCACGAUCUCCAGACUAAGUGGAUGUUUACAAAGUUUCAUCAAUCUUCGCUGUGUCUAUGUCUUGUUUGAGGUCUUCCUUGCAUGUAUGUAUAUAUUCUCUCACAAUGCAUACGAACGUACUUAAAGCGAACACAGAACAAUAACGAAAGGCACUAAUAUGUAUUUCGACAGACGGGAGUUCGGGAUAGUUAUCUGCAAUGACUCCAGCUUUAUACCUUAUCCGUGAUAAAAUGAAAAUGUGGAUCUCUAUUUCCAAAUAACCAAAAACUACUAGGAGUGUUUUAAAAUUACCGAUUAAAUGCGUAGUUAAUUGAAAGAGAAAACUAGUCUAAAUUAUUAAUAAUAAUAACCAAAAAUGGUACUAAGUCGUAAUAAGUAGGAGCCUAAUUGAAAUUAAACGAAUGUUCUUUAGGGAGAAGCAUUACUAAACGAUGUGUAAUAAAGGAAUCUAAAAUUUUUGUAAAAUGUUCAAUUUUGUAAAUUAUAUACAGUACCAAAAAUAUAAUCAACUAAGCAAAUGUUUUUAAUGAA
Molecule: messenger RNA, 2297 nt
Organism: Hermetia illucens (black soldier fly)
Lineage: Eukaryota; Metazoa; Arthropoda; Insecta; Diptera; Stratiomyidae
Product: WSCD family member AAEL009094
Exons: 7
Coding region: 471-1460 (329 amino acids)
Source: RefSeq, a predicted model, not a curated record